Messenger RNA from Pimephales promelas (fathead minnow), 3085 nucleotides. The record is from RefSeq and is a predicted model, not a curated record. Lineage: Eukaryota; Metazoa; Chordata; Actinopteri; Cypriniformes; Leuciscidae.
AAGGAGACUGCAAGUGUCCCAACACUUACAAUAAAACCUUGCUUGUGAAAGAGAACUACAAGGUGACUGGAGCAGGACACACACAAUGUCCCAGCCGCUUUGGAAGUAACAGCCUGUUUAAUCUUCUCAAUCCUGACUGAAAUAUCAUCUUGCGAUUUAAAGUAGCCUAACUUCGGGGCUUCAUCUGGACAUUUGUGCAGUUGAGAAUAGUUUUGAGCACCCGCAUCAUGGAGUACACUUCUUCCCCAAAACCACAGCUCUCUUCCAGGGCGAACGCUUUCUCCAUAGCCGCACUCAUGUCAAGUGGGAAAUCGAAGGACAAGGAGUCGGAGGAGAACACCAUCAAGCCGCUGGAACAAUUCGUGGAAAAGUCGUCGUGCCACCCAAACCUCGGCGACCUGCCCUCGCUGGAACCCCACGGGGACUUCAGUAGCGGCAGCGGCACCGGAGCUCCGUUAUGUACCGAGCCGCUCAUCCCGACGACCCCCGGCGUGCCCAGCGAGGAGAUGGCAAAGAUCUCCUGCAGCCUCGAGACUAAAGAACUGUGGGACAAAUUCCACGACCUCGGCACGGAAAUGAUUAUCACAAAAUCUGGAAGGAGAAUGUUUCCGACAAUUCGCGUGUCAUUUUCCGGAGUUGAUCCGGACGCCAAAUAUAUCGUUCUUAUGGACAUCGUUCCAGUGGACAAUAAAAGAUAUCGAUAUGCCUACCACAGAUCCUCAUGGCUUGUGGCUGGAAAGGCAGAUCCACCGUUACCUGCAAGGUUGUACGUGCAUCCAGAUUCGCCUUUUACAGGAGAACAGCUAUUGAAACAGAUGGUUUCCUUCGAAAAAGUGAAGCUUACAAAUAACGAACUGGACCAACACGGACACAUCAUCUUAAACUCCAUGCACAAGUACCAACCCCGAGUUCAUAUCAUCAAGAAGAAAGAUCACACCGCGUCACUUCUUAACCUAAAGUCUGAGGAGUUUCGAACAUUCGUCUUCACUGAAACAGUUUUCACUGCAGUCACUGCUUACCAGAACCAGCUGAUAACCAAACUGAAGAUUGACAGCAACCCCUUUGCCAAAGGCUUCAGAGACUCAUCCAGACUCACGGAUAUGGAGAGUAGGGAAAGUGUUGAGAGCUUGAUCCACAAGCACUCUUACGCCCGGUCGCCCAUUCGGACUUACGCCGGUGAUGAGGACACAUUGGGGGAAGAUGGACACUCGGCACACAGUAGAAAUUCGGCGUUCACUGCAUCGGACAACCUCUCCCUCAGCUCUUGGGUCACCACCACAUCUGGUUUCUCAGGCUUUCAGCACCCUCAGUCUCUGUCUGCCCUUGGAACCAGCACGGCGUCCCUGGCCAGUCCUCUUCCUCACCACAUCCAGGGUUCUCUACCCCCUUACAGUCGACUGGGCAUGCCUCUCACCCCGUCCGCCCUGGCUGGCUCCAUGCAGGGCAGCGGGCCUACCUUCCCCUCCUUCCACAUGCCACGCUACCACCACUAUUUCCAGCAAGGGCCCUACGCCGCCAUCCAGGGACUGCGGCAUUCUUCCACAGUCAUGACACCGUUCGUAUGAUUCCUGCCCCCUUCAGCCUGAUAAGAUUUCCCUAUCGCCAGCAUGCGAAGACAUACGGCACCCUUACACACACGCAAAACACACACGCUUACACGCGAGGAAGAACCACAUGUAAAUAACAUUGACUGACAGGGCAUUACCAAACGACCCGGACGUCCUGCAUGCUGCAGUUACGCUGGAGAAAAAGUGAACGAAUGUGCCCGACGGACACGGAUUCUUAGAACUCGGAGGUUUCAGCGUUGCUCUGCAGACGUGUUUAUGCUACCUGUAACGAUUCAUCUCACGCCUUUAUCGCCGCUCAGAGCCAAAUGAGGGAGAACGCAACUCGCUGAAUGUUACACUGGACAACUGCUGUUUCUCAUUCCACAUGAUCCAUCACCUCUUAAUGAUAUGAUAUGAUAUCCAUGGAGCUGCCAACCACUCAGCCCUCCUGUUCAAAUGGUCGACACUAAAGGGGGCUGUGCUUUCUGAAAACAGCAAUACUGGAUGGAAACAUUGUUAUGUGGACUCAAAAAUGUUGGACAUUUUAUCUUUCUGGCCAGAUAAGUAUCUUCUUUAAAAACUUAAAGGCAUUUAAUUGUAUUUUAUAUUUAAGUUGCUAUUCUGUUCUCAGUGAGAAAAAAACAACAACUAUAAAUUAACAUAAUUCUGUUAAAAUGAGGGUGAACUGCAACUGAUAUGAACCACUGUGAGGCGACAAGUCGCAACCAAGAAAUCCAGAGGAAAAUGCACAUAUUUCUGUUUUGGAAAUGGUUGAUAGAAGAGCGAAUACUGAUCUUCAGCCACUCAAGGCUGCUUGCCGACAGCCAGCUUGCAGGAAGUCUACACCUGUAAAUAAUGGGCUAAUUUUUAAAUAAUAGGCUCGUCUUCUCCAGGGGAAUGAGGGAAAUUGGGUGAUUUGUGGCUGGAGUGGUCCUAUUUGUACAGUAACAUCGACAACAAUUCAUCAACAUCCUGUAACCAAAUCACUGAGGAACAGCACUAGCCGUAAUAGCCAGAUGAAGAGGAACUGGUGUGUGUGUGUGUGUGUGUGUGUGUGUGUGUGUGUGUGUGAGAGAGAGAGGAAGUUAAUGAUGAUGGCACUGUCUUUUAUUUAUCCUUCAAAUUUGACCAAAUCAGGACAGACGAGCAUAAAUAUCCAAACAGAGCCACACAAUGCAAAUAACGAGUUAAAUUCUGUGCGUUUUAGGGUUCAGGGUGUUUUAUUCAAAUUCAAUGUGAAAUUCAAGGUAAAGCACCAUUUUCAAGCCCUUUGAUUUGUUGACUGUACAAACAGUUAUGUAGUUACAAUAUAUUAGCAAGUGUUUUCUCUCUUUUUUUUCCUUUUUUUGUUUGUGUGUAUUUUUAAGUCAGAUGUAUCCUACUCAUAAGAAGACGUCUGACAAUUUUUUGUUUUGGUGCCUUUUUUUAAGUGCAAUAUAUUUAUUUCAGCUAUGAAAAAGAUAUGGCUAAUGUAAUAUUUGAAGCAAUGAUAGAUGUUAUUUGUAAACAAAAAGAAAUAUAUAUCAUCCCAAAAAUAA